This is a messenger RNA of Leptinotarsa decemlineata (Colorado potato beetle), 721 nucleotides long. It is a transcript of the gene ND-B14.7, whose product is annotated as NADH dehydrogenase (ubiquinone) B14.7 subunit. The record is from RefSeq and is a predicted model, not a curated record. Lineage: Eukaryota; Metazoa; Arthropoda; Insecta; Coleoptera; Chrysomelidae. Gene Ontology annotation, biological process: mitochondrial electron transport, NADH to ubiquinone. Gene Ontology annotation, cellular component: respiratory chain complex I; mitochondrial inner membrane.
GAAGCAGAAUUUAGUGAUUGUAGGUUAUGACAAACUGUCAUCUGAUCAACUUUUCUUACAUAAUUUAAAAUGUCAGAAAAAAAUCCUGAAAUAAGGCCUUAUAAAUAUUUCGACACUCCCGAUGGUCAUGAUGUUUUUAAGAAAUACUUAUGUCUCCUGAAACCGGCGGGUCAAGUCACCGCGGCAGCAGGUAUCUUCGAUGUCGUCGCCUGGUCCCAUCCAAAAGGAUAUUUGCCUAUCUUGGGCCGUUUCGUUUAUGUAGGAACUCCCAUUAUUGGAGCUACCACGGCCUUCGUCUUUACGACAAACGGUCUUGCGAGUCUGCGUAACAAAGAUGACAAGCUGAAUUGGUUUUUGGGAGGCUUCGCAGCUGGUGCUCUCGUGGGGGCUUGGCGAGGCAAGACCAUGUUUGGGUUUAAUUUGGGGAUGCUGUUCGGGCUGAUGGCGGUGGUGAGAAAGUACUCCGAGGAUAGAGGGUGGCAAUUUUCACCACCGAAUGGUGUUCCAAUCAUGAAUCAAGGAAUUUGGCAGUAUGAUUUUUCUCUCUUCAAGGAAAGACCUCGUACCUGGACCACUGGCAAAGAUUAAUUUUUCAUUGAUGUAGUGUGAGAGACGAUUUGUAAAUGAGAGCUGUCAAUAAACAUUUGGCGAUUUUGAAAAUGUUUGUUUGUGUGGUUCCUGAAACCAAAUGUAGGUAGUAAUUAAAUUUUUUCUUAUGAAA